UCAGAGAUCCUUCUUAAGCAGCUCAGAUGCCACAGCAGCAUCUCAGUGAAUCUGGAGUUGUCAUCAUGGCUGGUCUGUGUGGAGUGUCUGUCAGGCUGUCCUGGAUCUGCUGCCUGUUGAUCAGCUGUGUAACUUGUCUGCCUGCACGGAAAGGCUACAGCUCCAACAGUCCUGGUUAUGCACCCGGCGGCUCCAGCGGCUGGCCGGCCACUUCUGGCUCCAGUUACUCCAAUGAGGGGAUCUUCUCAGGCCCCCAGGCUGCAGGCUCCUACAGCGGUGGGUCCCAUGCUGGGUACGGGUCCCAUGCUGGGUACGGAGGAUACAGUAACGUGGGGGUCGGCUCUGCGGGCUCUGGACUCUAUGACUCCAACGUGGCGGCAGGUGGUGACGGUGAUGUGACUCAAAGCUCCCAGGAAGUCCUCAGUGACAUGUCAGACCUGGAGCCGGUCUACUCGUUCAGAUCCCGCUCCGGCUACCAGCAGGGAAGGGCCUCCUUCUCCCAAACCCGAUACAUUCCUGGAGGGGUCCAGUUGCCCCCGAUCCAACUGGUCCAGAGUGUCCCGGAGCAGCCCGCCCAGGCUCCAGCCAAGGCUCCAGCCAAAGGUUUCUACUGAGCUUCUUGAAGAUCCAUCUCUCUUCAGACGUUCUCUGGUGUUUAUAUUCAUAGACUCCGUCUUGGGGAAAAAUAAAGCUUUACUUUGAUAAAUUCA
Molecule: messenger RNA, 710 nt
Organism: Centropristis striata (black sea bass)
Lineage: Eukaryota; Metazoa; Chordata; Actinopteri; Perciformes; Serranidae
Product: keratin, type I cytoskeletal 10-like
Exons: 4
Coding region: 27-614 (195 amino acids)
Source: RefSeq, a predicted model, not a curated record